AUGUCUUCCAGUUCAACAAAUAUUCUCUUUCUGACAAACAGCGAGCUUGGUCAAGCCAAUGUGUCCCUCGCCGUGGCGGAGGAGUUUCUAUUUCACGGAGAAUUCCGUGUACACAUCGCCUCCUUCAAACCACUCACGGCGUCGGUGGAAGAAUUAAACAGGCGUUGUCCGAGUAUACAUCCCGCCAUAUUCCACGAGGUAGAUGGCCCAUGUAUGGAAGAUCUAGCCAUCCGCAGCCAUGUCGACCUCAUACAUCACAGACCGGGGAUAAUCGGUACAACAGAGGGGUUCCAGAAAGUUAACAAAGCCAUGUCAAGUUGGAAACCAUCCGAGUAUACCAGGGCAUAUCAGCGAUGUCUGGAUAUCCUGAGGGAGACUCAGCCUGUCGUGGUUGUCCUGGAUCCGCUUCUUCAUGUUGGCUUAGAUGCCUGUCAACACAUCACGACUCGACUAGUCGUCCUUUGGCCUGUACCGGCGAAGGAUAUAGUGAUAUUGAAUCAACCAAAUGCAAGGUUUCUAUGGCAUUAUCCGAUGGUGGGCUCUGGUUAUUCUUACCCAUUGCCAUGGACAUUAAUACUGCCUAACAUGUAUCUAUUGCUUCGUGCAGCAAUAACAAUGAGCACGAGAAAUUCUCCGGAAAGACAGACUUCUGCGAAUAAAAACGAAGGACAAUCUCCAUUUCCACUCAAGAAUUCCUAUUCAAAGGAAUCUCUUCACCUAACUCCAGCAUUUCCACAAAUGGAUUUCCCAUUACACAUACCUUCAAAUGUUAUCUGCUGUGGUCCCAUUCUCCGAAGACACCCAUCAUUAUCUGAGGUAGAUCCUGAGAUGCAAGCAUGGCUUAAAAAAAGAACCAUUCUCAUUAGCCUAGGAUCGCAUGUUAGGCCAUCUGAAACUGUCGCGCUUGAGAUGGCCAAGGCAAUUCGGGUUGUGUUGAACAAGCACACCCAGUUCCAGGUCCUAUGGAAACUACGUUAUGACUGGAAAGAAUCAACUGCAUUUCGGAAAGUCCUUGGGACGUUUAUCGAUGCUGGAUCUGUUAUGAUCGUUCCUUGGAUCCAGGCUGAGAUCAUAUCUGUUCUUGAAACUGGGAACAUAGCUGUGUAUGUCCACCACGGGGGAGCCAAUUCUUAUUUUGAAGCUUGCAAGGUUGGCGCCCCUCAAGUUAUUCUACCUCAAUGGCUCGAUACCUACGACUGUGCAACGCGAGUCGAGUGGCUAGGCAUCGGCGUUCAUGGAAGUCGCAAAGUAGCGCCUGGGAUUGAAGCGACCGAGUUUGCUACCGCCAUGGACAAGGUAAUUUGUGAUGAAAGGAUCCAUUUGAAAUCUGCUGCUAUAAGGGACCUCUGUAAGACGACUGAAGGGCGGAUUCUUGCCCAUGACAAGAUUGCAGAGCUCGCUCGAUGA
Messenger RNA from Penicillium malachiteum, 1407 nucleotides. Its product is annotated as glycosyltransferase. NCBI's taxonomy places the organism in Eukaryota, Fungi, Ascomycota, Eurotiomycetes, Eurotiales, Aspergillaceae. Gene Ontology annotation, molecular function: UDP-glycosyltransferase activity. The record is from RefSeq and is a predicted model, not a curated record. The coding region runs from base 1 to 1407 and encodes 468 amino acids. The transcript is spliced from 3 exons.